AUGUGGAAGUUUACUCUCAGGCUCUUGACAGUGGUGUCACUCACGGCAGGUGUGUCCUGCACUCUGGAACCCUGGGAGAGGAAGAUCAGUGACGGUCUAGGCAAUGUCAACCUUGACACCUCAACAGCCAACGCCGAUGCUCAGGAUUAUUUCAUCUUUGGCCUGAAGCUGGUGAUAUCAUUUUGGCAUGACCUGGCCGAAGAGUCUUUCCGUAAGGCGCAGCAGCUGGACCCUGCGUUCGCCAUGGCAUACUGGGGCGAGGCCCUGUGCAAAAAGUGGUUUCUGUGGAACAGCGACUUCCCGGACGACGCCAACGCCAUCUUGCGUCGGAUGGACGAGAACAACCCGACGAUGAAUGCUCAUGAAACAAUGUACAUCGAUGCCGUACGGGCUCUUUUUAAGAAUGCCACCGACGAAAAUAUUCGCCAAAGAGAUCAAGAUUUUUCGACCAAAAUGGCGUCCCUGGUAGAGGCAUACCCAGGCGACCACGUCGCAGCCGCCUAUUACUCAAUUUCGUUACUAGAACUCAACAAACUAGACGAAGCCAGAGACGUUUUAACCAGUCUUUUGAAGGCAGACCCCAACCAUCCCGCCGGCCUCCAUUUUGCCUUACACGCUUUUGACUUCCAUCAAGAGGGCGUGGCGGAGAAGGGCUUGGCUGCAGCUGACAGGUACCCCACGAUAGUCUCUCAGGCGUCGCACGGCGACCACAUGCCCGCGCACAUCUACAUAAGACUAGGGAUGUGGAAGGAAGCGGUCAAGGUAGAGAGAGUUGCCCUGAAAGCGGGGGAUGAUUUCACGAACGAGAGAAAGAACGGGAGCGACUCUUACGACAAGUGGAACCGGUAUCAUUCUCUUGAGUACUUACAGUAUUAUCUUUUACAACAAGCCCGUUUUAAAGAAGCUGCACAAUUACUAGAGCGCAUGCGCAAAGUUAUACAGGCAAAACCAGAUGAUCUUUUCUUCCGCCAGACCUGGUACAGAAUGGCUGCGCGCCAGUAUCUGGAGUCAAGAAACUAUGACGUGGGCCCGGUAAUUUUUGAUCCUCCAGCCUACGUUCCGCUGGAAAGCGACAUGUUUUGGUCGUCAUUUACGGAAGCUGGUUAUCUACAAUCUAGGGCAAUGCAAGCCAUGAAAUUAAAGUUUGCAAACGCUACGCAGUUAACUAACGACGCUCUCUCCCGUAUUGAUGCUCUGAUCAGUGCAACAGAACCGAAGGCGUCUUGGGAUUACGUCACCAAAGCUGUGAAGAUAUUGAAACUGCAACUACAGGCAGCUAGGGAAAUCAGUGGCGGUAAAUCCCCAGAAGCUCUCAAACUGAUGCAGCAAGCUACUGGCAUCCAGGACACCAUGGUUCUCCUGCCAAGUAGCCCCACUCUCCUGUUUAUACCAACCUACGAAUUCUACGGAGACAUCAUGCACGAAUACGGCAACGAGCCAGCAACGGCCCUCUAUGUCCAGUCUCAGGCCAUGUACCCAAACAGAGCUGCGUGGUCUUUUAAGCGGAUCUAG
Molecule: messenger RNA, 1512 nt
Organism: Lingula anatina
Lineage: Eukaryota; Metazoa; Brachiopoda; Lingulata; Lingulida; Lingulidae
Molecular function (GO): protein binding
Source: RefSeq, a predicted model, not a curated record